This is a messenger RNA of Camarhynchus parvulus, 1782 nucleotides long. RefSeq names its product interleukin 2 receptor subunit beta (gene IL2RB). Gene Ontology annotation, cellular component: external side of plasma membrane; membrane. Gene Ontology annotation, biological process: cytokine-mediated signaling pathway; immunoglobulin mediated immune response. Bases 1 to 1782 code for a protein of 593 amino acids. The record is from RefSeq and is a predicted model, not a curated record. Gene Ontology annotation, molecular function: protein binding; cytokine receptor activity. Lineage: Eukaryota; Metazoa; Chordata; Aves; Passeriformes; Thraupidae. The transcript has 9 exons.
AUGAAGCCCUCAUUGCUGCUUCUGUCUCACCUCUGCCUGUUCAGCCUCAUGCCUCCCUCGUGGGCAUCAGACUCAGCACAAGGUGCCUCCAGCCUCACUUGUUGGUAUGACUCACGGGCAGCUCUCUUCUGCGACUGGGACCCGGGCAGGGACCUGGCUGAAGCACCGUGCCAGCUGGAGAUUUCAUCAAAGAAAGGCUUUUGUGACAGCUCACUGGAGUUAUAUCCCUCACCUGAAAAACGCAAGAAGCACUGCAAAUUACCCAAGGCAGAGCAUAUGACAGGACUGAGGAGAUGCAUCAAAACCUUCAACCAAAAUGUUAAUAAUCAGUGCUUCACCAUUUCAGACCGUCUUAACUUGUCUGUCCAUUGUCGCACUGGAGAGAAUAAAACCAAAAUACCUGAACAAAUAAAAAACUUCAAUCCAUUUGCAAAUAUAAAGCUGAGGCCUCCAGGAGACCUUCAGCUGGUUAACAUAACUGAAAACACCUCCAACCUAACCUGGAGCCUGAAUAUUUCCUCUCACUAUUUGGAUGGGAGGCGGGAGUACCAAGUGCGGUUCCGACACGUGAGUCAGUCCUGGGAGGAGGCUGCAAACUUGCCUAUUGAACAGGACCAGAUGUGGGCAAAUUUUGAGAGACUCUCACCCAACUCUAAAUAUGAGGCAGCUGUCCGUGCAAGGCCAAGCGCCAGGAGCAACUACAAAGGUGUGUGGAGUGACUGGAGCAAGCCGGUCCUGUGGAGGACACAUGCUGACCAUAAGGGAACAUCCCAGCCAGUCCUGCCAGUUCUGAUAGUGAGCACUUUCAUCUUUGUGAUCAUUGGGACUGCCUUCCUCAUUAACUUACGGACCCUGAAAUGGUUUAAGAAGAUCCUGAAGAUUCACAUCCCAGACCCCGAGAAGUUUUUUCCCCCACUUGUUUCGGUUCACAGAGGUGACAUUCAGAAAUGGCUCUCGUCCCCAUUCUCCACAUCUUCCUACUGCGUGAACAGCACAAUCCCAGAGAUCUCCAUGCUCGAGGUGAUACAGAAGAAUGACCAGGAAUCCCGGUUUCUACUUUCCAAGGGAGCCCUGACUCCUGAUCCUCCCAUAGAAACCAGUGUGCACUCUGGGUCCAGCUGCUUCACCAACCAAGGCUACUUCUUCUUCCACGUUUCCAACUCCUUGGAGAUUGAGCCCUGUCAGGUCUACUUCACCUACGAGCCUUUCAACCAGGAGGGCAGUGGCAGCAAGGAUGGCGACUGCUACCAGGCUCUCCCCUCUCCAGACCUCUGCACACUGGCAGAGGACAUGAAUGUGCUGCCCAACAACUUCUUUCACUGUAUCGAGGCAAGCCAGGGCUCCCAAAAGAGCAACUUCAUGGAAGAGAUAGCUGGUGAAGCCCAGCAGGCCAUGGCUGUUCCUGGGGCUCUCCAGUCGAGGGAAGGCACUUCACCAACACCACUUCUGGAGCAGGAUGAGAAGGUGAUGCACAAAGCAGCUUCACAGCCAGCUGGGGCUGUGUGCCAGCUGGACACUGACUUUCCUGACCCACUGGACCCGCAGGACAGCGACACUGUCAGUGUAACCGAGGGCAGUGGGAAGGGGGGCCCUCCAGCUGACCCCUGCACACCAGCAGCAAAUGCUGCCUCCUCCUCCUCCCACCCUCCACAGCCUCCACCUCUAAUGCAAAGACAGGAUGAGGAGCCAUGCAAAACAGCCUUCUCCAGCCAGGUCCCAAACACCGGUGCCUACCUUUCUCUGAGGGACCUCCAAAGCCAGUACAGCCAUUGCUCUGUCUAG